GUGACGCGACUGGAAGAUGGAGGCUGCGGGCCGCCGUGAGGCAGGCUGGGAAUUGUAGUUCUCUGUCCUGUGGGGCCCACGCGCGCAGCCCGGAGGGCUCAGCAGGAGCAGACUCAGGUGGAUCCGGCCUACCUGAGCCCUCCCCUCGCUCUACUGCUCCGCAGUGCCCAGGCCAAGGGCCCCCGGAACUAGCCCCGCAGCCCGUGAAUGGUCACGGGGGGCUCUCGGUGCAGGGACCCUGGGGGUCUGCAGCCUGGCUAGGCUUCCCAAAGGGGUCUGCGCCGCCCCGUGAAGGUCUUUAGAGCUUUCGGGUCUUCCCCCAGCAGGCCCCGCUGUUUGGGCACUCGGGAGCAGCCCACGCGUGACACGGCACUUGCCGGACCUGGGCUCCAGCUCAUCCACCAUCCUGGCUCGGACAGCGACCGGCAAAUGCUGCCGAAGAAGCUGCCACCGCACGUGCAGGAAGCAGCGAUGGUCCGGUCCCGGGUAGGGACGUUCCUGCCCCAGCCGGUCCGCUCGUGGCUGGCUCGCGGGCGGUGCGAGGAGCAGAGCGAACGCGGCUGUCCGGGCUGCGGGGAUCCCCGGGCUUCCCAUUCGAAGUGCCGCCCUCCCCGCGGCGAUGCUGGAGCGGGUGCUCCACGGUGCGAGGCAGGGGUGGGCCCCUACGUGGCACGAGCAGGGCAAAGUGCGCCUAAGGGGGAGCCGAGAAACGCGGCCUGAGUAGUAGUGCCCCCCACGGCCGCCGCCAGCACGCGUGGGGGCUUUGGCGGGUUCUCGCACAUCCCCUGCUGAGUACCAGGGCACAUCUGAGUGUAGCUGUGACUAGCCGUGUUUGGCCCACACGGGCAGCCAAGGCUCGUGGCCGCCCUGACCCUCCCUUUGUAGCCGCGGCACCUCAGAGCACAGCGAGCAUCUCCCGCGUGGGCAAGCCGCGCGCGCUCACACCCACUCGCGGCCGGCGGCCCUGCCCACGUGAGCCACGUGAACGCAGCCACCUCGCCUGGACUCUGAACAGCAACAGGAAGAGGAACCACCUCGCUCGCUGCCGCCACCGCCGCCCGCCUGCCUCCCUCCUCCCCACGCGCGACGGGAGCAGAGCGGCGCGGCCCCUUUAAAAGCCCAGCCACGUGCAGCGGGGAGCCGGGCGCCCCGGGCCGGCGGGGGCUCUAGCCCUGCGAGCCAGCGGCUGCGUUUGCCCGGGCUCCCAUGGCGCCUCCGGGCGCAUUCGGACACCUGAGCCUGGCGCUGGGCGCCGCCGUGGCCGCCCUGGGCUCGAUCCUCUUCAUCGCCUGGAGAACGUACUUCCCGGGCGGCGGCCGCUGGGGGGCGCGCUGGGAGCCGCCGCUGGCCGCGGGGCAGCUGGAUUUCUCCAUGCGGCAGGUCCUGGUGCUGGGCCUGGAGGGAGCUGGGAAGAGCAGUGUUCUCCACUACAUCUCCAGCGAGGCAGCCAAGGACCGCACAGCUCCCACCCAGGGCUUCAACUCCGUCCAAGUGUACGCAGACGGCUUCCAGAUCGACCUGCUGGAACUUGGCGGCAGCCAGAACCUGCGAUUUUACUGGAACCAAUACUUGAGUCAGGCCCAUGUGCUGGUGUUCGUAGUGGACUCUGCAGACAGGCCACACCUUCCCACAGCUCGACAGGAGCUGCAUUGGCUGCUGGCUGAGGAUCCUCGGUUGCCUUUGGUCGUCCUGGCCAAUAAACAGGACAAGAGUGACGCGCUGAGUGUGGCUGAACUGCACCGGGAGCUGGCCCUGCACACGCUGAACGGACAGAGGGAGUUCUUCCUGCUGCCCACGAGCGCCACCCACACCGCUCUGGCCACUGCCACCAGCAUCCGGCAUGUGAAGAGUCUGCUGGUGGAACUGCUCUCCCAGCUCUGAUGUGCUCUUCACACCCUAAGGACGGGCAGGUUGGACUGACCCUGCAGCGCUGGACUGGAGACUGCUGGCUCUGCACUGACAGGCCAGAGCUGCUCUACUCCCAUGCUGCUAUCCCCCAUCGGGUUCUCUGUGCACCCCCUUGGGGCCAAUGCAAGCUGCCAUCAGCACGCAGCUGGCCGGCCCAGUCACGGAGCUGUGGCAAGAUGAGAGAACAGCCUCUGUCCCCAUGCAGCCCAAGGGCAGAGUCCGCCACCUCUAGAUGGGGCACAGUGAUGUUUACAAACAAUAGCCCCAACCCCCUGCAGCAGGGGGAAUGGGCACCAUUCAGCCUGGUGCACGUGGCACAAAAGGGGCCAUGCAGUUCCACAACUCAUAGACUCAGACUUUAAGGUCAGAAGGGACCAUUAUGAUCAUCUAGUCUGACCUGCACAAUGCAGACCACAGAAUCUCACUCACCCACUCCUGUAACAAACCCCUAACCUAUGUCUGAGUUAUUGAAGUUCUCAAAUCGUGGUUUGAAGACUUCAAGCUGCAGAGAAUCCUCCAGCAAGUGACCCAUGCCCCACGCUGCAGAAGGCAAAACCCAACCAGGGCCUCAGCUAAUCUGCCCUGGAGGAAAAUUCCUUCCCAACCCGAUAUGGCGAUCAGCUAAACCCUGAGCAUGUGGGCAAGACUCACCAGCCAGCACCCAGGAAAGAAUUCUCUGUAGUAACUCAGAUCCCAUCCCAUCACAGACCACUGGUCAUAUUUACCUGCUGAUAAUCAAAGAUCAAUUGCCAAAGUAAAGCCCCUGCUGUCUUGCAACCCAGUUAGAUAGUUGUGCCCCAGGUAAAUGACACUUAAAUUGACAAAUCUAAAUGAAGGAUGCACAGGCAGGCCCAGUGGCUGCUUCUUGGCCCAGGGAGGGCAGGAGAUGGGGCAGAGGAGGGGCCGCAGGAGCUUCUGCAACAAGGCUCUUCUCUGGCAGGCAGCAAUUGUCUUUCCAUGUUGUGAAGGGAGCAGAAUCCACCCUGCGGCCAUGGCUCCUGCAGUGGGGUAAACGGGGCUGCUGGUGCCGUGCUGUCCAAUGGGCAGUUACUGCCCUCUGCUAGGGAGGAGUCUCCCCUGGGCCCCGCUCCUGCCUGCUCACAGUUGCGAAGAGACAACAGCCCUUUGCAUGUGCUGCUACUGGGAUGGGCCAGUCUGGCCAUGCAGGGGAGCCCACGUUCUGGUGGUUAGACUGGCCCCUCUGCAGUCAGGACUGACGGGGAGGAGGUAGCAUUUUUGUCUUGCUCUGCUCAGCUUGUUGGAGCUGGCUAGCCAGGGUAGCUUCUGCCCAUGGAGGGACAGUUUGUAGGGCGGGGGGGGGGGGCGCUGGGGAGAGCCCAAUUUGGGUAGCUUUUCUCCCCUGCCUCACAGGGACUCUUGCCUUCCUUUUAAAAAGCUUUGUGGGCAAGUCACUCCUGUGGCUGUGAGCUGGACGGGUACCGGAGCCCGUGAGCCACAGUGAGGGGACACCCGUACUGCUAACCCCCAGAAGUAACUUGCUGCCCAGGCCUGCAGGGGGCAGAUGGAGUAGGUGCCUUUGAGACAGAGGUGCUGGUGCCAGUCCAGCCUCCAGGCAAAAGGCUGCAGUGACAUCCCUCCACUCACACACGCACCCCGCGGUGAGGAAAGGCAGUCAUGGCUCCCACAGCCCUGUACUGGGCCCAUACGACUGGAAGAGUAAAUCAUCCCCAGCAUCAGUGGCUUGAAACAUUCUCGACCAGCCCCCGGGAACCCUGCCAGAGCAUGGGCGCAGGG
This is a messenger RNA of Gopherus flavomarginatus (Mexican gopher tortoise), 3663 nucleotides long. It is a transcript of the gene ARL10, whose product is annotated as ADP ribosylation factor like GTPase 10. NCBI's taxonomy places the organism in Eukaryota, Metazoa, Chordata, Testudines, Testudinidae. The transcript is spliced from 4 exons. Gene Ontology annotation, molecular function: GTPase activity; GTP binding. The coding region runs from base 1207 to 1881 and encodes 224 amino acids. The record is from RefSeq and is a predicted model, not a curated record.